This is a messenger RNA of Ectocarpus siliculosus, 1754 nucleotides long. NCBI's taxonomy places the organism in Eukaryota, Phaeophyceae, Ectocarpales, Ectocarpaceae. The record is from the annotation of a GenBank genome assembly.
AUGAUUUUAAAGCGAAAGAUGAGGAAGCGAAGGAAUUCAUCGGGCGAUUUCUUCGUGGACGAAAGCUGCGUGGACUGUGAUAUCUGCUGCUGGAUGGACCCCCGUACCUUCAAGAGGUCGGGGCUAGGCGCUGUGGUUGCCUCGCAACCCAAAUCAGAGGAGGACCGAAUGAGAGCGUUCCAAGCGAUGCUCGCGUGUCCCGCGGGAUCAAUCCGUGUCAUGCGAGGAGACAGACAGGUGAUCAAAGCUCUCGAGAGCUUCCCGUUACCUGUGGACGAAGAGCGUCUCCCCGGCAUAUACCAGCUUGGUCCCACUACCCGCGAGUCCAUGGGCAACACCCCGUACCUCAUCGUGAGGCCCGGAAAGGGGAACAUCAUGAUCGACGUUCCUAGGUACCUGGAGCAGACUGCAGAUCAGGUGGCGGCCCUUGGAGACGUGAAGUACAUGAUUGUUACAGCCAGGGAUAACGCCGAUGGGCACGAGAGGUGGAAGAAGAAAUUUCCGGGAAUGAUCCGCAUCCUGCACCGGUUGGACCUAGUCCGCAAGACGCGUAUCAUGGAAGAGAGGCUGGAUGGGAAGGGACCCUGGUACCUCGUUGAAGACGGCUUUGAGUCGCCAGAAGACGGCUACGUUACUGGAGACACGGGUAAAGGGCACAACCUGUUGCCGAGGUUCGACUUCUUUGAGGUAGCAGACGAGGACUGCGCUCCGCAUGACCCCACCGUCAAGAUCGUAGGCAUCCCGGGACAAACAAGGGGGUCGAUCGGGGUCAUCGUGGAGUGGGGAAAGAGGAAGAGGGGGGGUAAGGAGAGGCUCGGCUUCACCGGGGGCACGGUGGGGAUGUCGGUGGAGAAAGAGAAAUUGGAUACGUUUACUCGAACCUUGGAGACCGAUCGGGCAACACUGGCAUCUUCCGUGCGAUUAUUAUCAAAGGAGGGCAUCACCUGGCUCAUGCCAGGCAGGGGUGCGAGAGUGAUGUACAGGACGAGAAAGGAGGGCAAGGCUGACUUGGAGAAAGCGGCCGGUAGGACGGAGGCGUUGCCGAACCUGGCGGGAAACCGUCUCCUCUUCGGAACGGAAUUCUUGUGACGGAUCGAAUAGUGUCGUCAGAAGAAAUCUACGGAAGUAGUUUUUUUUUUAGAUUUUAUCAAAACAGUUCUUGUGACGGAUCGAGUGGUGUCGUCAGAAGAACUCUACGGAAGUUUUUUUUUUUUUUUAUUAAAACAAAUUCAAUCUGCAUGCACAGACGAAGAGUCAAGGACAAUUAGCAAGAUUGCGAUAGUGUUCUAUGGCUUAGCAAGAAAUCAUAGUAUUGUGUGACGUAUGCAUACCUGUAGUUUUGCUUCUGUUAUCUGAGCAACUGUAGUGUUUUCUGUAAAACAGUUCCGUGAGAUCGUUGGAACGACCGAACAGCUAGCUCAUUUGUUGUUUAUCCUUAGCAGCAGUGGUGGGGGUAUUGGGCGUGCGAUGCUGACGGUCGUUUUUUGGUUUGUUUCCAUGUGUUUGUGGGCUUCGACGGUACAAUGCUGGCCGGGAGCCCGCGAUCAACCCCUUGUUUGUGCAUGAACAUCAAGUUCUCUGGCGCAGAUUGUGUGUGGGAUACCGCUGCCUUGCCAUCGCGCACUGGGCAACAAAUUUGCUAGAGUUUUCCCUCUCGAGCUACAGCGCACACCAAACUGACGGGGCGAGCGUGCUGAGCAGAGGAUCACUCUUGCAGGAUUUUGUAACCGAGGGACAAAACCUCACGAAGAGAU